GCCUCCGGCGACCGGGUAGGGCUUCGGGGUCAAGGUUUCGUGAUGGCCGACAUCGCGUACAGCGCAUGCUGCGCCCGCGAGGCGGGGGCAUCACGCGUCGUCAACUGCGCCCACACUCGAUUGAACCCAGAAGCUUCUAUGUGUGAAUCAAACCGGGCAGACCAAUCCAAAAUCUCCACCGUGGAAGGCCCACCUGCUGCAAACGUCGGAAUCCACAGGGAUUCCGUGGAGACAAGUUCCGAUGAUAGGUUUGCAGCUCUGAGUAGCAUUGGGGGGGAGUAUAUCGGCGAGGAUAAGCUCCGCCUCCUUAUGAAGAAGAAGAUCGCACCCAUUUGUUAUGUUUGGUUUGAACCAUGUGACAUGAUGGACAUAGAGCAGGGUAUUAUGAAGACAAUCUAUGUCAACAAGAUCAUCCAAGCUGGCUGCACAGUUAAAAUAUUGAUGGCAGAUUGGUUUCUGCAGCAACAUGGCAAGAUUGGCAGUGACCUGGAUAAAAUACGGGACAUUGGCAACUACAAUAUUGAGAUGUGGAAAGCAACUGGCAUGAACCUUGACAGAGUAGAGCUUGUAUGGUUUUCAGAUGAAUUGAAUCGCCAUGCAGUCAAUUAUUGGCCACUUGCGGUUGAUGUCUCCAGAAAAUACAGCAUGGAAAAAAUGGCAAGUUAUUCGCGGAACAGGACAUACGGGUCACAAACAAUACCUGCUGCUGAGAUCUUCUACCCUUGCAUGCAGGUUGCUGCUAUAGUAUGCCAGAAGGCUGACAUAUGGCUCUUCAGCAUGGAUCAGCGAGACAUUGUCAUGCUAGCUAGGGAUUACGCUGAAGACAUAAAUAGGGAAACAAAACCAGCUAUCAUACUGCAUAAUAAGUUACCUCUUUUACCAGAAGACCCUGACAUGAACUUGCUGAGAUAUACAGCGCGGACUCUCUUCAUGGAUGAUGCGGUGGCAUCUUCUAAUCAUAAAAUAGAAAUGGCUUUCUGCCCACCUAAAGUAACAGAUUGCAACCAAUUUCUGGAGUACAUCAAAUAUGUUAUAUUCCCUUGGUUUGGAAAAUUCGAGGUAGUUGAGAAGAAAGGGAAUGGUAGUAACAAGACAUAUGCAAGCAUGGAAGAUCUUGUUUUUGACUAUGGAAGUGGCAAUCUCGAUUCUGAGGAUGUUAAGCUGGCUUUUGGAAAAGGAAUAAACAAUAUAUUAAAGCCUGUCCGUGUCCACUUCAUUAGCAACACUGAAGCCCAAAAUCUAUAUUUCGCCCGGAAGUUGAAGGAUCAAAUUGCUGCAGAUACGCUGAAGAUUUUUCUGCAGAACCAUGAGCUUGACAGUCCUUGGUAGAGUCCCAGAACAGCAGAACCGCAGCUGUUGGUAGUGUUGGGGUCAGCUGACCCCAACGAAUUUAGGCAAAGCCUUAGUGAAUUGCUGUUUAUAAAAGUUGCAAUUAAUCUUGAACAAGACAAGCCCACUGAAAAUUUUGGCUUGUUACGCCUCAGCAGAAGAGGAGGAAAUAUUAGAUUGCGGAGAAAUAAAGGCUUUAUGGUAACCCACCCCGUGAUAUGGAAGGAAUUGUUGGAUAGCGUGCUUUAUUGUCCCGUCGGAUGGUUCUCCUUUCCGUGUGUACAUUGUGCUGCGAUUGUCUAUAUAGUUAAGGCCGUGUGUCUAGGUUUCAUCUAUGGUCUAUUUUAGUUCUCUUUUGGUGCUGUUGGACAUCUGGAUUGUUGUAAUGGGUCUGGACGUGGGAACGAAAAUGCACGUUCUUCAGGGCUGUAAGCACAUACUGAAGCCCA
Lolium rigidum is the source of this 1778-nucleotide messenger RNA. RefSeq names its product tyrosine--tRNA ligase 1, cytoplasmic-like. NCBI's taxonomy places the organism in Eukaryota, Viridiplantae, Streptophyta, Magnoliopsida, Poales, Poaceae. Gene Ontology annotation, molecular function: tyrosine-tRNA ligase activity; ATP binding. The transcript is spliced from 12 exons. The record is from RefSeq and is a predicted model, not a curated record. The coding region runs from base 43 to 1329 and encodes 428 amino acids. Gene Ontology annotation, biological process: tRNA aminoacylation for protein translation.